Molecule: messenger RNA, 258 nt
Organism: Eruca vesicaria subsp. sativa (arugula)
Lineage: Eukaryota; Viridiplantae; Streptophyta; Magnoliopsida; Brassicales; Brassicaceae
Source: the annotation of a GenBank genome assembly
AUGCUUAAAGAGAAGAAAUCUCAAAGAUAUCGGUGCAAGUUUAUCACUCAAACUGUGAUGGCUUUCCUAGAGUGUCUGAAACCCAAACACUCACCUUCUUCUUCAGACAUGGCGAAAGAUGAAGCAAGAAAUGAGAAGGAAGAAGAUGCUUCAUCUAAUAAAACCACAGCGAGGAGUCUCAACUUGGCGAGAAAACGGAAAAGUAAACCGAUGGCGAGCUCAGGGAAAAGAGGUGGAGUUAACACCUACGACAUGUAG